Dermatophagoides pteronyssinus (European house dust mite) is the source of this 2258-nucleotide messenger RNA. It is a transcript of the gene sim, whose product is annotated as bHLH transcription factor single-minded. Lineage: Eukaryota; Metazoa; Arthropoda; Arachnida; Sarcoptiformes; Pyroglyphidae. Gene Ontology annotation, biological process: regulation of transcription by RNA polymerase II. Gene Ontology annotation, molecular function: DNA-binding transcription factor activity, RNA polymerase II-specific; protein dimerization activity; RNA polymerase II transcription regulatory region sequence-specific DNA binding. The record is from RefSeq and is a predicted model, not a curated record.
UGUGCUUGUUUUUUUAAAAAAAUAAUCCAAAUCAAGAGAAAAAACAAAACAAAAAAAAUCUCCUCAUGAUGAAAGAAAAAUCAAAAAAUGCAGCUCGCUCAAGACGCGAGAAAGAAAAUGCCGAAUUUUUAGAAUUAGCAAAAUUAUUACCAUUACCAUCAGCAAUAACAAGUCAAUUGGAUAAAGCAUCAAUUAUACGUUUAACAACAUCAUAUCUUAAAAUGCGUGCUGUAUUUCCCGAUGGAUUAGGUGAUUGUUGGGGUACAAAACCACCACCACAAAAUCCAUAUGAAUCAUCAAUACGUGAACUUGGAUCACAUCUUUUGCAAACAUUGGAUGGUUUUGUAUUUGUUGUUGCACCGAAUGGAAAAAUUAUGUAUAUAUCGGAAACAGCAUCAGUUCAUCUUGGUUUAUCACAAGUUGAAUUAACUGGUAACAGUAUCUAUGAAUAUAUACAUCCAGCCGAUCAUGAAGAAAUGAAUUCCGUAUUAAAUGGUUCAAAUUCUGAUCCAAAUAAUCAUCAUCAACAUUAUUAUUAUACAUUUAAUGAAAUGGAAAAAUCAUUUUUUUUACGUAUGAAAUGUGUAUUAGCUAAACGUAAUGCAGGUCUUACAUCAGGUGGUUAUAAAGUUAUACAUUGUAGUGGUUAUGUUAAAAUUCGUCAACGACAUUUUGUUAAUUCAACAACAACAACAACGGAUACGACGGAUACAAAAUCAGCGAUCAAUAAUGAUGAUCAUCAUGUUGAUCAAUGUUGUUGUUGUUGUCAAAAUUUAGGUCUAGUUGCUGUUGGACAUUCAUUACCACCAAGUGCAAUCACUGAAAUAAAAAUGUAUAGCAAUAUGUUUAUGUUUCGUGCUAGUCUUGAUUUAAAAUUAAUAUUUCUUGAUGCUAAAGUUUCACAAUUAACCGGUUAUGAACCACAAGAUUUGAUUGAAAAAACAUUAUAUCAUUAUAUUCAUGGUAGUGAUUUGGAAAUGAUGCGUAUCGCACAUCAAACAUUAUUGAACAAAGGACAGGUAACAACCAAAUAUUAUCGUUUUAUGGCCAAACCAUUCGGUUGGAUUUGGAUGCAAUCAUAUGCAACAAUUGUACAUAAUAGCCGUUCAUCAAGACCACAUUGUAUUGUUAGUGUUAAUUAUGUUUUAAGCCAAGCUGAAUGUUUAGAACAUCAGCUUUUAAUUGACCAAAUGUUAAUUAAUCCAUUGAAUAGUCAACAACAACAACAACAACAUAAUUCUUUAAUGAUGACUUCAAAUCCAUUAUCAUCUGCAUCAUCAUCAUCUUCUUUAUCAUCCACAUCCGCAUCCAUAUCAUCAUCAAAAUCAAUAUUAAUACAAGAUGUUGAUAAUAAUUCAAUCGAUAUGAUUAAUAAUAAUAAUACGGAUGAAAUUAUUAUUUCAAAUGGAAUUGUUAAUUUGGAUAAUCAUAUUGAUCAUAAAUCGAUAAAAUUAUCACAGAUAAAUAACAAUAUUGAUCCAUUAUCGUCGAUAACAAAUACACCUCAAACAACAACAACAACAACAACAACGAAAACCAAAUCUACAAAAAUAUUGAAUGAAAAAAUAACGAAAAAGAAAAACAAAUCCAACAACAACAACAACAAUAGACAUUCAAAUCAUUAUUCGAAUGUAGAAAUGUCAAAUCCUAUCCAUCAUCAUCUUAAUCAUCAGGAACAACAGCAUCUAUUUCAACCUAACCAUCAUCAUAAUCAUCAUCAUUUAUAUAAUAAUGGAAUCGAUACCGGUCAUAUUUAUGGUCAAAAUACAACAACAACAAAAACAUCACCAUUGUCGAUCGAUGAUCAUCAUCAUCAACAUCAUUAUAAUAUGACAAUGUUUGAUUCGAAUGCUUAUCUUAAUCUAAUUGAUUGUGAUGUAACCAAUCGAAUUAAUAAUAAUAAUAUUAAUGCUUAUAACAAUAAUGGUAAUAAUAUUAUAAUGACAAGUAAAGAUCCAAUAUCAUCAACAAUGUCAAUAAUAAUGCAAAAUGAUACACAAAAAUGUAUUGUUGAUGAUAAUGAUAUUAAUAUUUCUACUACAAUACCGGUAACUCCAUCUAAUGUUAUUGUUGAUUCUCAAUUACAACAUUAUAAUCAUCAACAUCAUAAUAAUAAUAAUAAUCGACAUAAUGCCUAUAAUCAUCAUAAUAAUCAUCAUCAUCAUCAAAUGAUACAGAUCAAUACAAGCGCCAAGUAAUAUGAAGAAAAAAAAUCAAUAUAGCCAAAUAUGAAUCAAUGAAUGAAACUCCCACUUUUU